Molecule: messenger RNA, 723 nt
Organism: Penicillium canescens
Lineage: Eukaryota; Fungi; Ascomycota; Eurotiomycetes; Eurotiales; Aspergillaceae
Exons: 4
Coding region: 1-723 (240 amino acids)
Molecular function (GO): oxidoreductase activity, acting on the CH-OH group of donors, NAD or NADP as acceptor
Source: RefSeq, a predicted model, not a curated record
AUGGACUUCUUCUCGCUCUCCGGAAAAACAGCUCUCGUCACGGGUGGUACCCGUGGCAUUGGCCAGGCCAUGGCCAUUGCAAUGGCUGAAGCUGGCGCCGAUAUAGUUCUUGUCCAGAGAGACACUAGCAACCAAGAGACGAAGUCUCGGAUCGAGAAUCUUGGGCGAAAAGCGACCAUUUAUACUGCUGAUCUUUCAUCGCAAGCUUCAGUGUCGCUACUCGUUUCGAGUGUGUUGAAGGGUGGACACGACAUCAACAUUCUCCUCAACUGCGCGGGAAUCCAGCGCCGACAUCCAAGCCACAUCUUCCCGCUCGAGGACUGGGACGAGGUCCUCCAAGUCAAUCUCACGACUGUAUUCACCCUCUGCCGCGACGUCGGCGCGCACAUGCUUACACGUACCCCUGACCGGGCGGGUCAACGCGUUCCCGCAUACGCAGCAGCGAAAGGCGGCGUGGCACAACUCACCAAGGCCUUAUCAAACGAGUGGGCAGCGAAAGGAAUCAAUGUCAAUGCCAUUGCGCCGGGCUAUGUCGCGACCGAUAUGAACACGGCCUUGAUCCAGGACGAGGAACGUGCUGCCAGCAUCCUAGCCCGAAUCCCUGCCGGACGAUGGGGGAAUCCGGAUGAUUUCAAGGGGUCAGUUGUGUACUUGGCGAGCCGGGCGAGCGCAUAUGUGAGUGGCGAGGUGUUGACAGUGGAUGGGGGCUGGAUGGGACGGUAG